UUCUUGGCGGUCGAGUAUAAAAGAUCGCACGAAGGUCUUUCCAGCACACACUCGCCCAGAAGUGGCCAAAGACAACAUCAGCAAGCAGCAAUGCAGUUUUUGGUGCUUGCACUCUUAGUGGCAUUUGCUUGCGCUUCUGAAAUAGAGAAGCGAGAGGCGGAGCCAAGUUAUGGAGGAUAUGGCCACUUAAGCUACCAUCACCGUCCUUCCUAUGGGCAUGGCUACUCUCAUCACUACCAUAAGCGGUCUGUUGAUCCUGAACCUGGCCACUUCUAUGGGUAUCACCCAGUCAGCUAUGGCUACUCUCAUCACUACCAUAAGCGAUCUGCUGAUCCUGAGCCAAAAGCUGAACCUUCCUAUGGCAGAGGUCACUAUUAUGCAUAUCACCCAGCGACCCAUACCUAUUCCCAUCACUAUUAUUAGAGGUCUGCUGAUCCUGAACCAGAAAUGAGCCUUCCUAUGGCUAAGGUCGUUCCUGCUAUCCAGUAACAUUAUGGUUAUGGAUAUCAUUAUCACAGAAGGUCUACUGACCCACAGCUAGCAGCAGAAGCUCUCCCAGUUGUGGACACAGACAUAGCUACACUUAUUCUCAUUCAAUCUACCAUCACCCAUCCAAUCAUUAACUGAAGAUACAUUUGCCUAUGGCUGGCAAUAAAUUUUCUUGUCAUUGGUUCACGUGUGUUCAAAACUUCAACGAAAUAAACAAAACUUCAACGAAAUAAAAAAAAUAUGAAUAUUAUAUAAA
Macrobrachium nipponense is the source of this 745-nucleotide messenger RNA. RefSeq lists its product as uncharacterized. The record is from RefSeq and is a predicted model, not a curated record. The transcript is spliced from 2 exons. Bases 91 to 423 code for a protein of 110 amino acids. NCBI's taxonomy places the organism in Eukaryota, Metazoa, Arthropoda, Malacostraca, Decapoda, Palaemonidae.